Messenger RNA from Dermacentor andersoni, 1994 nucleotides. Its product is annotated as partner of xrn-2 protein 1-like. NCBI's taxonomy places the organism in Eukaryota, Metazoa, Arthropoda, Arachnida, Ixodida, Ixodidae. The record is from RefSeq and is a predicted model, not a curated record.
GUAGUGGGCAAGCGCCACAAGUGAGGAACAAGAAAGCAAGCAAGCAGGCAAGGCUCUGAAGCGUCAGUGGCAGAACGAACGAUUUGGUGACAAAUGCAGAAGCCCAUCGACGCCUACCGCCAGCCGUGGGAGACUGACGAGAACUGGGACCUCCGGCGAGAGUUUAUCAUGGCCAACGACGGCAAGGUCGAAGAGGUCUUGCUGCUGAGCCUAUCGCAGGCGUUCAUCAACAUGAAGACUCUGCGCUGCACCUACCCAGCCGACGUGUGCUCCGAGGUUGCCGAGUUGUCCAAAAACGUGGAUAGGCUUCCCGAGCUGCUGGCCAAGCGGCGCCAGAAUAGGAGCAUCUUGUUCGCGAACGAACCAAAGCGCGGUGCUAUCACCAAGAAGGCGCGGUAUCCACCGCUCGAGCUGCGCUGAACGCAGAACCUAUAGAUGGACGCUGCUUGACGACAGCUGCCAACAGCGUCGGAUUUAAAUUGAUGUCUCGUUCAAAUCAAUGACAUGCAGAAAUCUGGGAAUUGAAAAGUGCCGGGCCUUCUGAUAAUACAUUUUGAACAACGUAAGUAAACCACAUUUUACAGCGAAGCUGUUAGCCUCUCGGUGACCGUCAUUUUUCGUGUCCUCGUCCGUUAGCGAAGAAUGUGGGCCGAUUCCGGUGGCAGUGUAGAGGCCAGCAGCAGUGGCUCGUAUCCCCGUAAUGCAGAGGUUUCAAGCACUCAGCAAUGUGAAGCGAAAAGUGCAUACAUACUUUGGAAUCGCGCAUACAACAUACAGAAAAGCACACGUUUCAAUAAAGAACAAGCACAAAACAAGCAUCCGAACCACAUAAUUGAUGAUAAGGCACUCCUCAUAACAAUGCGAAGAACUUCGCCCUCCCCGCAUGCGGUUCCCGGUAACGAUUACAGUUGCGCAAGCUGCCGCGGCGACGGCAGCUUGCGACGUGGGUAUGAUGUCACUAGCAUUUCGUAAAUAAAAGAACCAGCUAGCAGCUGAUUUCAGUGUUGUUGGAGCACCGCUAUGGGUGACGGCGUGUUGUCAAAGUUACCAUUAAUCCCAUUACGACCAUUAGUCUAAAUUACAAUUGCUACCAUUACUCUAAAGCAAUGAAGCAUUGCAUACACCCCUCAAAAGUUGUAGUGGUAUUUCCAACAGUCACGCUGGGCAUCCACUUUCGCAGUGCCAGGAUGGAGAGUCAAUAUUUCAAUUAAAAAUCUCCAAUGACACCAAACUAAAAAAUACCGCCGUAAUGGCUAUAGGGUACGACAACGCUUUGUGUUAGAAUAGAAAAUUUUUUGACAAAAAUAAAUGAUACGGGAGAUUUUUAUAGGUGGUUUGGUGAACGAGACACGCCCAAAUUCGUUGGAAAUGAGCGCAAGUACUGAUUCGUGAUGGUUAACGCAACUAAUGAACAGAAAGCUACAGAAUAAAGGCAGGAAAGAAGGAAACGAGGACAAGAACAGGAAUUGUGACUGCGAAAAUGAGAAACAAGCAAAAAACAAAAAUAAAAGCAGUGAAAACGCAACUGAAAACGUCCAUGAACUGAAUCGAACUGAAAACCUCCAUGAAUCGACGCCGUAUUUAUUUUAAUGGUUGAUAGUUAUAUUAUUUUACCACCGUCAUAAUAUUGUUGUCGUGACCUGACAGUCGUAGUUUUUGGCAAGCUAAAAGGGCAUGCACCAUCGUGAGUUGAAUCUUCCUACAUCUAUUCUCACUGUAAAAACGUAACUGAACGCACCAUUUAUUUGUAUGGAAGUAGUCGUAUGCACUUAAGUGCGCUUUCAAAGACGUCUUGGAAUGCGAUAAAGCACUUGCAUUAGGUGCAGCGACGUAAGUUCUUUCGCUUUACUUUCCCGAAUCGAUUCACCUGUUAUUGGCAGAAGAUAAUUUUGUUCUUGUACCCAUGAUAUCAGGCCACAGUAGCAGCAACAACAUUCCGAUUUCACCGAGGCAACAAAAUGAUCGGUUCGGGAAAGUAAACUGAAUCCCCCUUA